UAUAUGUUGCUCCUAUGACAACCAAAGCAGUCUAUAACGUCUAGCUCUCUGAAGUGCUACCAAAAUGAGGCUACUAGGAUGGAUGCAGCACAAGCUGUGGCAAAAUAGUAUUGAGCCAUUCAAAGAUUUCACAAGUGGGAAUUAUUGUACUUGCUUUUCAGCUAAGUCAUCACUUAAUGACCAAGACUCCUAUUCAAAACCAACAUUUGGCACUGCGUUUGAGUGCAGAUCCUCAAUGCAAAGCAGACAGGAAUGCAAAAACUCAUCUGGAGCAGAAGCGAACUUAGAAGAUGGGGAAGGACUAGUUUUCCAUGGCUUUCUCAGCAUUGGAACUCUGGGUUCAGAACAAAUCAUCAGUGAUUCAGAAACACCAAGAUUCACCAUGUCUUUGGAGAAUAUAGCUGAGGAGGAAACGGACGUGACAGAAAUUGAUUUGAAGCUUAUCAAUGACGAACUAGAAAAGUUCCUUGAAGCUGAAGCUGAAGGAAAAGGGUCCAACGAAUCCUCAAAAAGGAACAGUCAGGUUAGUGCCAUUACACUUAAUGGCAAGCCAAUGGAGGGAGCCUAUUUGGAAGAAUAUGGGUGGAUGAUAUGCCCUCUCCAAGGAUACCUAUUUGGUUCUUCAAUUGACCUUCCAGAAACAAGAACUGAGGGGAAGAAGGACAAGGCAUCACUUGCAGAGUUGUUCAAAAGGGAAAAAGUUACAGAUGGGAGUUCAACAGAAAAAUAUGGGAAAGAGGAGAUGCAAGCUAAGCAAACAAAUAAGUCUGUUAAACAUCGCAUCAUGAAGAUUCUGAACAAGCUGCAAUCUUCCUCUACGAAUUCCAGCACUUCACCUAAAGAGACUUAUUCUGUUUCAACCAAGAAAAGAUUCCAAAAGGUCAUAAAGAUGUUCCACAGGAAAAUCCAUCCUGCAAGCUCAGCUGCUGAAAGAGAGCUUAAAAAGUCAAAAAAGUAUAUGAUCAAUAAUACUCCCCAGUAUGGUUUUCAUCUUGAGGGAGACCAGAUGCAUCAGGAUAAAGAUGAUUGUAAGUUCUGUCAGAGACAUAGAUCACAGGAAGGAAGACAAUGUUGCAAGACCAACUCAAAACAGCCACAGAGCAUGCUUGCUGGCAGUACUUCAAGUGGGAAUAGGGAGCACUGGAUCCGAACAGAUGCAAACUGUGCAAACACCCGUAGGGGUGUCAACACCUACUGCCCAAGGCAUCCCACAUCAGCUAGACACAUGAGGGAUCACUGACUUGGUAUUGGAGUUGGAGUAAAGAUGCUGCAACAAAGAUUUAGUAGCUAUCAUCCUUCAGAAGUAAGAGCUGCCAAUCCCAUGCUUUUGUAGUAUAAUCUGUGUUAUUCAGCUAUUGUGUGAUUCUAAGUGAAUGUGGUGAUAAACUCAAAAGGAAAGAGACUGAAUAUAAGACAGACUCUAUCUUAUCUUCCUAAGUGAAAUAAAUGUCAUGCACUAAG
Molecule: messenger RNA, 1461 nt
Organism: Rubroshorea leprosula
Lineage: Eukaryota; Viridiplantae; Streptophyta; Magnoliopsida; Malvales; Dipterocarpaceae
Source: the annotation of a GenBank genome assembly